Molecule: messenger RNA, 1092 nt
Organism: Sungouiella intermedia
Lineage: Eukaryota; Fungi; Ascomycota; Pichiomycetes; Serinales; Metschnikowiaceae
Source: the annotation of a GenBank genome assembly
AUGGAUAUUGCUACUACUGCCAAAGUACGUUUCACCACUUCCAAAGGGAAUAUCGACGUGGAGCUCUAUGCCCACGAACUUCCUGUUUCAUGCAGGGCAUUUCUCCAGAAUUGUAUGGAUAAGAAGUAUAUUGGACUAAACUUUGACAAAAUCGAAAAUCUGCAUGUGGAGGUGACUCCCAAGGAGUUGACCACCAAAAUACGACGGGAAUUCCACUCGCGGGUCAAGUUUUCGUCCCGUGGAAACGUUGCACUUCUCAACGUGGAGGAUUCAUCUAUGGCUUGUCCUGAUGGGUUCUUUAUCACCAUGAAACCGAUGGCUGAAUUCAACGGUAGAUUUGUUGUGAUUGGCAAAGUGGUAAGUGAUCUGAUAUAUAAUGUUUUGAAGAUUCUGGAGGGAGAGAAGAAAGAGGAUGGAGUGACUCCAAAGUACGCGGUGAGUAUUAAUGGAGUUGAGGUGUUGCAGCCAUACUUUGAUGAUUUGAAGAUGACGAAAGAAAAUAUCUCAGUGCAAGAGCCAAAACGUAAAAAGGCAAAGACUACCGUGAAACUAUCGUAUGAAGAUGACGAAGAUGAGGAUGAGGAUAACGGGUUUGUCAUGAGGUCUGCGCACGAGUUGCUAAAAACUGGUACGGGGAAGGGAACAGAGGAGGAGAAGAAGAAAAAGAAUAUCAGGGGAGAUGUUAAGACAUUUAAGGAUGCUAAGGCUGAUGGGACACAUGGGGAUGAUAAAGUUGAGGAGACAAUUAAGGAUGAUAAGGUUGUAGAUUCUACGAAGAAAGAGAACGACAAGAAUGAACUGAAUGUGAGAGAUCAAAAUAGGGCCGUCGAUGAUACCCAAGAUGUCAACACACAUGAUCAACAUCAGAGCAAUUCUAAGGAUGAAAUCGACGGCGAUGUCGAACCUGUUGACUCAGGCGCAGAAUCCGAUGAGAGCUCUGUUGGUUCAGAUUCUGGAUCCACUGAAAGCUCUGAUGAAGACACGGAACCCAAACGAGACCCCAGCGUGGAUCCCCAUGAUCCGGUUCUAGAUGUUUGGAAAGAUACUGUCCAUUACUCCCAGCUCCAAAACCAUCGCUACGAGUGUCGCUAA